Messenger RNA from Anopheles gambiae (African malaria mosquito), 7223 nucleotides. It is a transcript of the gene Pdzd8, whose product is annotated as PDZ domain-containing protein 8. Bases 981 to 4205 code for a protein of 1074 amino acids. Gene Ontology annotation, cellular component: mitochondria-associated endoplasmic reticulum membrane contact site. The record is from RefSeq and is a predicted model, not a curated record. Gene Ontology annotation, molecular function: protein binding; lipid binding. Gene Ontology annotation, biological process: mitochondrial calcium ion homeostasis. Lineage: Eukaryota; Metazoa; Arthropoda; Insecta; Diptera; Culicidae. The transcript has 7 exons.
UCAAAACGGUGGCUCGACACAACACAACAACUACAACAAUGGUGUAAGCACUUUUCUGCUGCCUGGUUGCGAGCCCGAACACAAUUUCGAUCGCGGAUGUUGAGGCAGCAACAUUGAAACGGUGCGCGCAAUACAGUGAACGUGCGGAGGGUUGUGUUCCGCUUUCCCUCCCACCCCUCCCGGAACGUGAGGACAGCUUGGGGGCAGCCGUGUUUUUGGGGAACCGUGUCGGGAACGGUGUGCCACAGCACCAAGCACGAUGCAACACCAGUCCUUGUUCGCUGUACCCGCUGUACGCUCUGCUCCGGUGCUUCGGCGAAUCGCGACAGGUGCCACCAGCCUGCAUUAGUGCUAAAUUAAUAAUGUCCGCGGCUAGUCGGGUGACGCGCGAAAUUGCUUCCAACAAAGCGGCCAAGAGUGUACGGUGGUUGUGCGGGCGGUGCCGUUCUAGCUUCUAGCAUGCACACCGAGUGCCGUGUGUAUUUCCCGUUCCUGAAUCAAGCGCAUCAAAAAGAAACGGGUGGCGAGGGUGACGAAAUAUAUAAAAAAAACCCAGUGUGCAGUGCAAGCCGCGAGCGGUCACUUUCUCCGUCGAUUAUAAACGGGCGACGGAACGGAAGUGAUUAAAAGUUAGUCAUACAGUGCGCCUCCGGUCGAUCGACAACAAUCCCCGUGUGCGCCCCGGUGUGUGUGUGUGUGUGUGUGGGUUUGCGUGUGAAAUUAAAAACAAAAGCAGAAUUAAUUGCAGCCAGCCCCGUUGUCCCUAACAACCGUUGUGCAAGGGGCCCCAACUCCCCGCAGAACCUGUGGCCGUGCAGCAUCGGCAAACAAUCGGAAAGGUCAAGGCAAAUCGAAGCACGCGCCGCGUUUUGUGCCGAUUGCUACAUUCCGCUGCAACAGGGAGGCAGCAACAUACACACACACACAUAAACAAAGAAAGGACACCCGAGCCCGAGCCUCCCCCUGUUCCGGUCGGCACGAUGGAUUUCGUCAACUUGCUCCUGUUCUGCCUGAUGUCGUGCGUGAUCGGGGCGGUGGUAAUGCUGCUGAUCCAGUACUAUGCCUUCGUGCGAUACUUCCGCCUGCCGGAACUGCACCAGGAGGAGGAAAAUCAGCGCAAAUCGGCCUUCAGCGAACGCUACGUACUGCCCGAUACGCUGCUGGAGAACAUAAAGGCACCGGAUCAGGAAAGCAAAUCCACGAUAAUGGCCAUCAAUCUGAUACUGCAGUUUCUGUACUUUGAGCUGCGGCAGUCGAACCGCGUGCGCAAGUGGUUCCACCGGAAGCUGUCGCUCGAGCUGGACGAGCUGAUAAGCAAGACGACCACGGGCAAGCUGUUUGAUAAGCUGACGAUUCGCGAUCUGGAUUUGGGCAGCCAGUUUCCGGAGAUAAAAAACUUUCGCCUGCACGCGGUCGACCUGCACCCGGACGAGGGACACAUCGAAAGCUUGGAUGUGCUGCUGGAUCUGCACUACGAGGGCAACUUUCGGCUCACGAUCGACGCCGACAUGGUGCUGGGGAAGAAGGGUUCGCUGGCGCUGCGGGUGAAGCAGGUGUCCGGGUUGGCCCGGUUGCAGUUCACCCGCAAACCGUACACGCACUGGUCGCUUAGCUUCAUCAACGACCCGAAGGUGGAGCUGGACGUGCAGUCCCACUUCCAGGGCCGGCAGAUGCAGUCCAACAUUACCAGCCUGAUCUCGAACCAGAUACGGAAGGCGAUCCGCCGGAAGCACACGCUUCCCAACUAUAAGCUAAGAUACAAACCAUUCUUCCACCGUGUGGAGGAGGACUACGAACUGAACGAGAUCGUGCCGAACGGUUCGCUCGAGGUGACGAUAGCGGAAAUUUCCCGCCUGAAUGCGCCGAUCCGCACGCUGACGCACGUGUACUGCACGCUGACGCUCGCCCACAUGCCCUGGGUGGUGGCCCGCCAGCAGGACGACCAGGGCGCGACGAUGAUCGUGUCGCUCGACAUCGAGAUACACAAGGCCAAAAACCAGCAGAUCGGCAUCGUGUUCAAGCAGUCCGACCAGACCGUGCUGAUCGAUGCGGUGAUACCGAACACGCCGGCCUCAAAGGCGGAGCUGCGCCGCGGCGACGUGCUGCUCUCGAUCCAGGGCAAACGGGUGACGAACAUUAGCCAGGUGCCGAAGGUGAUUAAGACGCUGAACCGGCCCAUGUUUGUGCUGCGCAUCGAGCGGCUCGUCCCGGGGCAGAUCAGGAACGAUGCGCUGCUGGACGACUACGAGCCGGAGUUUGAGGAGAUCGAUCCGAACCUGAACAUUACGUUCGUGAAGAACGUGGAAGCGGUACAGAUCGGUGGCGGUACGGCGGUGCUGCGCGAGCGUAAGCUUGCCCGCCGCAACUCGAAGGACAACAGUGGCGGGGAGUCGAGCCACUCGAACACACCGGGCACGACGCCGGUGAAAAAGUCGUCCACCAUUGUGGUCGGGGGUGCGGAAACGUCGACGCCGCGGGGCAGCUUUUCGGAGCCGGCGGCUGCCGGUGGACCGAAGCCGAAGGCGCUGAACGUCGAAUGCUACCCGCAACACUCGUCGAUCGAUGCGGAAUUCAAUUCGUUCAUCCGGCUGGACGACCCGUGCACGUUCCAGCUGAUGGAAAAGUAUUCCUACCUGAACCUGAGCGUGUUCGGCAAGAGCAACGAGGAGCACCGGCUGCUGGGCUAUCUCAACAUCCCGAUCAACAGUAUACUGGUGGAGUGUAACGAAUCUCAUCUGGGGCACCAUCUGAAGAAGUAUCCACUGCUGCCACCGGAAGCGAUCGAUGUCUCCAAUCACCCACUCUCGAUGCAGUCCGGAUUUGAUCAAAACUACUGCUACGGCGAUGUGCUGCUGUCGUUCGUUUGGGACGGCAGUGCGCUGGCCUCCCUGUCGUCGCCCACCGCCGCCACCAGCAAAGCAAUCAGUGCGGAAAACAAGAAGCAGCGGCUCAUCACGAUCAGCCGCGGGUCGGCCGACAAGCUGGACGACGAUCGGACCGAUGGCCUGCCGCUGGAUGCCAAACCGUCCGCUUCGUCCACCUUCACGCAGCUGCCGGCGCAGCAGCAGCAGCAGCACGACUUUAUCCGUACACACUUUCACCGCACCACGCAGUGCGACUACUGUGGCAAGAAAAUUUGGCUCAAGGAUGCGGUCCAGUGCCGCGACUGUGCGAUGUGCUGCCACAAAAAGUGUAUCAACAAGUGUCAAAGCUCGACCGUGUGCACCGCGAACGAGUCGUCCGCGGGAACAGCAUCCGACCGUUCGUCCACCACCUCAUCCACAUCGACCGGCAUUAUAAUGGCGGCCGGAGCAGCGGCAUCCAUGGCAUCCACAGCGGCGGCAACCGUUGGCACCAACCAGCAGCCAGAAUUUAAGGUGACCGAGCCCGAAUCGCCCACGAUAGAGGUGGAAGACUUCGUGGACAUUGCCGAAGAGCAGCAGCAGCAGCAACUGCAGCAGCAACAACAGCAGCAACAGCAGCAGCAGCAACAGCAACAGCAGCAGCAGCAACAACAGAUUGUGCCGAAAUCAAAGCUCGAAACACAUCGUCAAAGCUUCAGCGAUCUGCUCGUGCAGGGGCUGAAGCGCGUCAACUCGGCCAACAACCUUUCCAUACCGACGAUGGGUGGGCUGAACCCGAGCAGCAAAAGCUUACCCCCCACGCCACAGCACACGCCCCGCAAGCAGUCGCUGGCGAACGUGAACGCCAACCCGUUCCUGCUGGUGACGCAGCGGCUCGAAAGCCUGCCGGAGGACGUGAACGAGCUGAACAUGGAGCAGAUUGUCGAUCUGACGGCGCCACUGAUCGAGUACGGCCCGUCCGAUACGCUGAUGGCGCUGGCCAAGAGCAGCAGCAAAGCGAUGUACGGCGACUGUGAGCCGGACGUGCGGACGGAGAAAAUUAACAAGCUGCUUUCCAAACUGCACAUAGCGCUGGACUACGAAACCAUCAACCAGUCCGUGCUAAACGCGACCAAGGAGAGUAGUAGUAGUAGUAGUGGUAGUGGCGCAGGUGCUAACAGUAAAGAAAUUGCCGAUGGCAAAGGCAAGACGCCGACCCAGCAGCAGCAGCAGCAGCAGCACGACAGCACCAGAUCGGCCUUCCUGGCGGGCCAGUCGGAGGAGCGGGUGCAGGCGCUCAGCAUCAUCAUGCUGCACCUCUGCUCGGGCCUGCAGUACGUCCAGGGUAAUCUAGGCCAAUGAGAAUAGCAUUUGCUUCGGCAGUACUCGCUGGGCUCGUCAAUGCUAGAACCCACCAUCACCGCUAGCAGCAGUACUACCACCAGCAGGCUGCCGAUGCAACGGCAACGCUCACAGCAGCAGUACGAUGGCCCACCGUCGGACAGCCAAUCCGGCAGCAGCACGGGUGGUAGUAUCGCCGGUAGCGGUGGUGGCGUCGGUGGUAGAAAGAGUCCCUUCCGCUCGCGUCGCCUUUCCGUGUGUCGCAAACGGGCGCUGGGCAUAUUCCAGCGCUCCGCUAGUGUUAGCGCUUCGGCAAACGCUACCCCGUCCGGCUACAAAUCGGAGAGCGCUAACUGAGUCGUUUAAGCUUCGCCAGGUCAUCCGUCAACGCAAGUACAGAAAACCGCCUUUGUUUUGUUGGUACACACCGCCCGCUUGUCCAUGCCAUGCGCCCCAGCACACAUCCGGUCGCAUGGAUUAACAAAUCUGGUGGCUUUAGAUGGAACUUAUACACCGUGCAUUCCCUUGCGUUACUAUACAGCCAGCUAAUGCUAAUCAAAAUGUGUGUUGUGAACCGAUUCUUUCAACCCGUCUCGAUGUGUAGCAGUAGAUACAAGUGUUUGCCAAUUUCGGCACGACAUUGCUCUCUCCCUCUCUCUCUCUCUCUCUCUAGUGCUAACUACAUCAACAUGUUGUCAUUUUAAAAACGCUUAACACCAAUACAUGCUGCUUGCCGCUGGCAAGUAAGCUUCAUUUCGUCUCCCAAUUUUACACUAAAAAUCAUCAACGACAUACUCGUAUCACUACUAGAAAGGUCAAUCAAUGUAACGCUCCUUUAACCCUGCUCUUGUGUGGCAAAAACAACCUCCCUUUAACAAAAACCCACCCCGAAUGCAAUCAAACUCCCGUUUUGCACACACUCCCUGAAAUGGAAUUGAACACACGUUGCAAAACUUUUUACAAAAUGUCUUUUUGUGCGUAAUGUGUUCCCCACCCCCUUCGCGUAUCUUCCGGACUAACAAUCAACCAACCCCCCGCGAAACAAUCAAGGCGAAACGCUACUGACACUGGCGACGUGGGAGGCAGAGUUGCUGCAGAAGCUGAAAACGGUGGUCGGCAAAGCGGCCAGGCACGACCGGCCUCCUUUCUGGCGCAGGAAAUUGAAAUUGAAAUGAAAGGCUGUACACACACACGCUCCUUCUUCGACUAGCGUAUAGGUUUAGUGGGAGGGUGUGAGGGGAGUGUAGGGAAAACAGGAUAAAAAGGAAAUUAGGAUUAGUUUUAUCUUUGUGUAAGUAAAUAAUUGAGCUGUUUUCUUCGGUGAUAUAUGUAACUAGGCUUAAAAGGGCAGGGCAUUUUGCGGUGCGCAUUCAUUGGCUUGCGUCACUGCCUGCCAGUGAUUUGCUCUUAUUUAUUUAUUAUCUACUCUAUUUUGCUUUCUUUGUUAAUAUCGAGCUGUAACAGUGAGCUGUUUGUUAGUGAGUAGUGAGUGUUGAUUGCAUUUAAUUUAAUUACGUUAAGCGAUAACGAUAACCAGCUGACCACGGUGACAAUUGGACGUGUAAUUUGGAACUUGUGCAGUAGCAGCGAUACAAAAGCUCUUACCUACCGUACUUUUUUGUCGUUUUCAAUGUGAUUUUGUGCGUACUGUGUUGUUUAAAAGGGAAAACAAGAACAAAUCUCACCCGAUCUUCAAGAACAAAAUUAAACAAAAAAAAAAAAAAGAAAUUGUUUGCAAACCCCGUAAAAAAAGGCCAAAAAACCAAUUUUGCAACCAAUUUAGACUGUAGUAGUGUUUUGCACACAUUGACUAGAGUAUAGAAUGGAGGAAAGGAAAUAUAAAUUGCACGAAAGAUCAGGAGCUUCAGUUUGUUCCUGAUCCUGUGUGUGUGCGUGUGUGCGCGGGAUCAUACGACUUCAAAUAGAUCAAAGUGUAACUCAACAAGACUAAUCGUUAUGACAAGUAUAGUGCUCUGUUUUUUACUCUCUCUCUCUUUCUCUUUUCACUGUUUGGUAAUUGCAAUGUUUUCAAAGAAUCACAACACACUUGUCGCUUCUCUAUAGACCUGCAAAGCGUGCAAUUAGCAAUCUGUUUCCCUUGCGCAAAUAUUGAAUAUCUCUCCCUUACCUCCCCGUAACGCAGCUGAGCCGAGUGAUAUCAGUAGAGCAGGAGCGCAAGUAGUAACGUUUAAACAAACCACACAACAAGCUAAUUAAAAUAGUAAAACGAAAAUGCAAUACAACACCACCCCGUCUGUGGUGUGUUUUGCUCAGGCGUGGGUUUUUGCUGGUGGAAGACAACAAAACCUAAUAGUUCUCAUCACAACACAUACAGUUUUAAAAAUCAUCCCAAACAGCACUAUGUCGUGAUAGUUCGUGACACAGCAGAGUAGAGCAUCUGUGGAGGGCAUCAUCUUAAAGGGUUGCUGAUCGUGCACUCCUAGUGUUUAAUAUUUAGCAGCUGUUACCAGAGUUUUGGGUUCCGGGUUUAGAAAACGGCACACACACACACACGAUCGCACACGAUCACACACGAUCACACUCGAUAUUGUAAUAAUCUAAUUGUUAACAGUUGUUUUAGAAACGACCCACAAACACUCACAGCAGCAUGGAAGGAGUGAACAUACUAUUGCAAGAGUACACUUUUUAGCACUCUACUACGAUAUAUAAUAACUAGAACACAUCACACUUAUGAAUUGAUCGUUUUGCCCCAGCACACGCGAGGUUUGGGUGUAUCUGUACUGUUUAUUUAUUUAUUGCCGAGAGAAAGCGCAAAUAAUCGAUAGAAGGUUGCGGUGCGCUUGCCACUGAUGAGCCACUGAUCGGUUGUGUCUGACGUGCUGGAUUGUGCGUACGAUCGAUUUUCGUUUUGGUAUGUCUUUUGCUGUGGGCUCCAGGGCUACCUCGAGUGCGCUGACUGGACAUUGAGGGACUACUGGACACAACCAAAAGCAACCAAACAAGACAAGUAUAGCAACAUUACAAACCGGCGCAUUAGGAAAAUUUGAAAAUAAAAAAAGCAAAAUACUUAUACAAAAA